This is a messenger RNA of Fusarium graminearum PH-1, 489 nucleotides long. RefSeq lists its product as uncharacterized. NCBI's taxonomy places the organism in Eukaryota, Fungi, Ascomycota, Sordariomycetes, Hypocreales, Nectriaceae. The transcript has 3 exons. The record is from RefSeq and is a predicted model, not a curated record. The coding region runs from base 1 to 489 and encodes 162 amino acids.
AUGGGCUUCUUCCAGAGCCGUUUCUUUGAGCCAACAUGGAAGAACAAGGUGUUGAUCCUCCAAGUCGCCUUUACACUCCUCAUCUUCAUCUUGGGCAUCGCCAAGAUUGCCACAAAACCAUCCCAAAUACCAUUCAACCGAAUGGAUAUUGUCGCUAUAUCGAUGAGUGCUAAAUCAGGGGUCUUCCUUGCCUACGAGAUCGUCACCAUGAAGGUAGAUAAGUUCAAGCGGUUCGGAAGUCUCAAGGCCUACGCCGUACUUAAUACGCUUGACGUUGUGUUCUGGGCGGCUGUAAUGGGUUUCUCAUUCAAAAGUGUCGCCGCAAUCUGUUCUGGCGUCAACUGUGGCAUUGGUGUUGUCAUAGGAUUGAUGGCUAUUUUGAACUCUGUCAUCCAUUUCUGGGCCGCUGUUAUCGCCUGGAUGAACCACAAGCAUUUCAAGACCUACGGCGUUUCCCGUGGUGACUAUGAGGCCAAGCACGGGCGCUGA